UGGCAACCCUGGAGCCUGCACUAACCCGGCCUAGCUCAGAGCUCGCGGUCCAUCGGCUUUUGGGUUGGGCCAUACGCGGCGACCACGAAACUGGGACGGCCAAGCUACGAUGCCCAGUGAAACUCUCUGGGAAAUCGCAAAAGCUGAAGUGGAAAAACGGGGAAGUAAUGAAAGUGAAGGUGAUGGAGUUGAAAUUGGAGAAAAGUCUGUUUUCUUCAUUGGCAGUAAAAACGGGGGAAAGACUACUAUUAUUCUAAGGUGUCUUGACAGAGAUGAGCCACCAAAACCAACCUUAGCCUUGGAAUAUACGUAUGGAAGGAGAGCAAAAGGACAUAACAUACCAAAAGAUAUUGCUCAUUUUUGGGAACUAGGUGGAGGAACCUCUUUACUGGACUUAAUCAGCAUACCAAUCACAAGUGACACCUUACGGACAUUUUCUAUUGUUCUUGUUUUGGAUCUUUCGAAACCUAAUGACCUUUGGCCCACCAUGGAAAGUCUGUUGCAAGCCACAAAACUUCAUGUAGAUAAAGUGAUAAUGAAACUGCGGAAGAAAAAUGCUAAAGCAGCUUCUGAACUGAGACAGAAAAUAUGGAGCAAUAUGCAGAAGGACCAUCCAGAUCGUGAAUUAAUUGACCCAUUUCCAAUUCCUCUGGUCAUAAUUGGAAGUAAAUACGAUAUUUUUCAGGAUUUUGACUCUGAGAAGAGGAAGGUUAUAUGCAAGACACUUCGAUUUGUUGCACAUUAUUACGGAGCAUCAUUAAUGUUUACCAGUAAAUCAGAAGCUCUAUUACUAAAAAUACGUGGAGUUAUUAACCAGUUGGCAUUUGGCAUUGACAAAAGCAAAUCAAUAUGUGUGGAUCAGAAUAAACCACUGUUUAUCACAGCAGGAUUGGAUUCUUUAAGUCAAAUAGGAUCUCCUCCUGUUCCUGAUAAUGACAUUGGAAAGCUUCAUGCCCAUUCACCAAUGGAAUUGUGGGAAAAAGUGUAUGAAAAAUUCUUUCCACCAAAGAGUAUCAACACACUAAAAGAUGUCAAGGACCCUGCAAGAGACCCUCAGUAUGCUGAAAGUGAAGUUGAUGAAAUGAGAAUUCAGAAGGAUCAGGAACUGGAACAGUACAAAAGAAGUUCCUCCAAGUCUUGGAAACAAAUUGAGCUUGAUUCCUGAACCUAAUUCAACUAUAGUGUAUUUAUUCUUUUCCAAAUACAAAAUAUCUACUAAACACUGGCAGAAGACCUCAGACUGCUGAAAGGGCAAGAAAAUCUCCAGGUAACCAGGUAGGAAAAAAGAAAAAAAGAAAAUGAGAAAGGAAUCGAGAUGGGACCUGUGCCGCUGGGAGGUGACUAUGAAAGAGGAAAGGUUCCUGCACCCUGGAAAGCCCCCUCACCGGUGGGGAGAUCUGCCAGGACAGAAGGGGAGCUUCAGAGACCCAGAGGAGAACUCAGCAGCCAGUUUGUGGCAGCCAGAGUAGAGGGAAAACUGCACAGAUGGUCAGUGCCACUGCCCUGCACUCACCAGCCUGAGACGCAGGUCCGAUGGUGCAGGUGGGGGCUGGGUGCUGGAACUUGGGCUUCAGAGAUCAGACCCACGGAGAGGACUGGGGUUGGCUGUGCAGAAACAGCCUGGGGGUCUGGAAUCUAGUGUGACUGCAACUGAGGUAUACAGGGAGGAAGCCUGGGCUGCCUUAGAGGCCAGGCGCCAUUGUUUGGGGGUGCACAAGGGAAGGGACAGGACCAAUCAUUGUAGCCUUUUUCCUUGUGUGCACACUCACAGAGGGCAGGACACUAUGUGCACUGGCUCCAGGAGUGGUCGCAAGCUACCGCUGCCUCCUUCACAGACUCUAGGAGCAGUCUUGAGCCACCUCCACUCCCAUCAUGUGCUCUGGGGGGCACGCCUGAACUGCCACUGAGAACCCAGGACCAGGCACCAGCCGCUGCAUCUGCACACCCCCUAUCCUAUCAAGGGGGUAACCACCAGCACACACUGAGGAAAGAGGCAAUAGGCAUCCAAAUUAAAAACAGACCUUGCACCAAAUAUACUAAACCUAUACAAGCUACACAGGGACACCCCCACAUGUAAAUAGCCCUCCAAGACCAUAGUAGAUAAUUGUUUCUCCUAAACUCACAAAGUAAGAGAAAUGUAAGUAAAAUGAAGAAGCAGAGGAACCAUUCCAGUUAAAAGACCAAAAGAAUUCCCCUGAAAGAAUAAUGAAACAGACCUCUUCAGUCUAAUAGACACCAAUUUCAAAAAGGAUAUAACGAAAAUACUGAAGGAAUUAAGAUAGGCUAUCAACAGAAAUGCAGAGUACUGUAAAAAGGAACUAGAAACUAUUAAAAGGAACCAAGAAAAAUUAGAAAACUCAUUUGCAGAGAUGAGAGCUGAGCUAAAGGCAAUGAACAGCAGAAUGAAUAAUGCAGAAGAAUGAAUAAGUGACCUGGAAGACAGAAUAAUGGAAAUCACCCAAUCAGGACAGCAGACAGAAAGCCAAAUAAAAAUUAAAAAAAAAAUGAAAGCAAUAUGAGAGACCUAUAGGAUAAUAUAAAGCAUGUCAAUCCAUGCAUAAUAGGGAUUCCAGAAGAGGAAGAAAGAGAAAAGGGGAUAGAAAAUGUAUUUGAAGAAAUUAUGGCUGAAAACAUCCCAAACCUAAAGAAGGAAACAGAUAUCCAGGUACAAGAAGCACAGAGGGUCCCAAACAAGAUAAACCCAAACAGACCUACACGAAGACAUAUUAUAAAAAAAUGGCAAAAGGUAAAGAUAAGGAGAGGAUUCUAAAGCAAGAGAAAAGUAAAGAGUUAACUACAAGGGAACCCCCAUAAGGCUAUCAGCUGAUUUCUCUACAGAAACAUUGAAUAUAUCUUGCCACUCCCUUCUGGCCUGCAAAGUCCUGAGAGGGGAAAACCUGCACCCUAGGAUGCUCUACCCAGCAAGGUUAUCAUUUAGAAUAGAAGGAGAGAGAAUUUCUCAGACCAGCAAAAACUAAAACAAUACAGCAAUACUAAACCUAACCUAAAGGAAAUAUUGAAAGGUCUUCUCUAAAUAGAAAAGAAGUAAGAAUCUAUAGGAAAGAGAAAAUCACAAUUGCAAAAUAAAUUAAAUAAGCCAGUACACAGAUUAGAAAAAAUCAAAAAAUUUCUGCAAAAGUGGUGAUAACCACAAUGAACAGCAACAGGAUGACCAUGAAGAUGCAGAAGAGGACAUCAGGUCAUAGAGGGUGGGGGUACAGUAAGAAAAUGUAGGGCUUCUUUUCCACCUGGAAUGUGUUUGAGCCUAUAUGUCUACCAGUCUAAGGCAAGUAGAUAUAGGAAGGGGUUAACAUACUUGAAAAACAGGGCAAUCACACAUCAUACAACAGAUUCACAAAAACCAAAAAGAAGAGAACAUAAGUAUAAUACAAAAGACAGUCAUCAAACUACAAAAGGAAAAACAAAAAGGAACAGAGAAGAAAUAUAAAAUCAAUUGAGAAAACAAGGUUUAAAAUGGCAAUAAAUACAUAUCUAUCAAUAAUUACCUUAAAUGUCAAUGGAGUAAAUGCUCCAAUCAAAAGAUAGAGUGGCAGGUUGGAUUAAAAAACAUGAGGCUAGGGCUUCCUAGGUGGCGCAGUGGUCGAGAAUCCUCCUGCCAAUGCAGGGGACACAGGUUCGAUCCCUGCUCCAGGAAGAUCCCACAUGCUGCGGAGCAGCUAAGCCUGUGUGCCACAACUAUUGAGCCUGUGCUUUAGAGCCCGUGAGCCACAACUACUGAGCCCAUGUGCUGCAACUACUGAAGCCCACGCACCUAGAGCCUGUGCUCUUGCAACAAGAGAAGCCACGGCAAUGAGGAGCCUGCGCACCACAACGAAGAGUAGCCCCCACUCACUGCAACUAAAGAAAGCCCACGCACAGCAAAAAGGAGACCCAACACAGCCAAUAAAAUAAAUAAUAAAUUUUUUAAAAAAAUAAAAAACAAAACAAAACAUGAGCCUACAAUAUGCUGCCUACAAGAGACCCACGUUAGGGCAAAGGACACACAUAGGUUGAAAGUGAGGGGAUGGCAAAGAUAUUUCAUGUAAACGGAAAUGACAAAGUGGGGGGUCACAAUAUUCACAUCAGACAAAACAGACUUUAAAACAAAGGUCAUAAAGAAAGAUAAAGAAGGAUGCUGUAUAAUGAUAAAAGGAUCACUACAAGAGGAUUUUACACUCAUCAACAUAUAUGCACCUAAUAUAGGAGCACCCAAAUACAUAAUACAAAUACUAAUAGACAUAAAGGGAGAAAUAGGCAGGAAUACAAUAAUAGUAUGAAACUUUAACACCCCACUCACAUCAAUGGACAGAUCUUCUAGACAGAGAAUACAGCAACAGAGAUCCUAAAUGAUACAAUAGAACAGACAGACUUAAAAUUGAUAUUUUCAGGACACUGCAUCUAAAAAAACCUGAAUACACAUUCUUUUCAAGUGCAUGGAACAUUCUCUAGGAAUGACCACAUAUUAAGGCAUAAGACAAGCCUCAACAAAUUUAAGAGUACAGAAAUUGUCUCAAGCAUCUUUUCUGACCACAACAGCAUAAACCUAGAAAUUAUCCACAGGAAAAGAAAUGAGAAAAAACGAUUACACGGAGAUUAAACAACAUGCUACUAAAAAAACCAAUGGGUCAUCAAUGAACUCAAAGAGGAAAUUAAAAAAAAAAACUUGAGACAAAUGACAAUGAAAACACAGCCAUACAAAGUCUAGGGGAUGCAGCAAAAGCAGUUUUUGGAGGAAAGUUCAGAGCAAUACAGGCCUUCCUGAAAAAAAGAAAAAUCUCAAAUAAAUAACCUAACUUACCACUGAAAAGAAUCUGAAAAAGAACAAACAAAACCUAAAGUCAGCAGAAGGAAGGAAAUCAUAAAGAUCAGAGAUGAAAUAAAAGAUUUAAAAAAAAAAAACCAGUAGGAAAAAAAUCAAUAAAACCAAGAGCUGGUUCUUUGAAAGGAUAAACAAGAUUGACAAACUUCUGGCCAGGCUCACCAAGAAGAAAAGAGAGAAAACCCAAAUAAACAAAAGAUCAACAAGACAUAACAACUGAUACCUCAGAAAUACAAAAAACCAUAAGGGAAUACUAUGAACAAUUAUAUGCCAACAAAUUCAACAACCUAGAAGAAAUGGACAAGUUUCUAGAAACACACAGCCCACCAAAACUGAACCAAGAAGAAAUAAUAUCAACAGACUGAUCACUAGAAGUGAAAUAGAAUCUGUAAUUUAAAAACUCCCUACAAAUGAGUCCAGGAUCAAAUGGCUUCACAGGUGAAUUCUACCAAAUAUACAAAGAAGAACUUGUACUGAUCCUCCUCAAACUCUUCCAAAAAACUGAAAAGGAGCACUCCCAAAUACAUUCUAUGAAGCCACCAUCAUCCUGAUACAAAAACCAGCCAAAGAUACCACCAAAAAAGAAAAUUACAGGGCUUCCCUGGUGGCGCGGUGGUUAAGAAUCUGCCUGCCAGUGCAGGGGACACACGUUUGAUCCCUGGGCCAGGAAGAUCCCAUAUGCCAUGGAGCAACUAAGCCCAUGUGCCACAACUACUGAGCCCACAUGCUGCAACUAUUGAAGCCCAUACGCCUAGAGCCCAUGCUCCACAAGAGAAACCACCACAAUGAGAAGCCCGCACACCACCAAAAUGAAGAGUAGCCCCCACUCACCGCAGCUAGAGAAAGCCCAUGUGCAGCAAUGAAGACCCAAGACAGCCAAAAUAAAUAAAUUUUUAAAAAAAGAAAAGAAAAAGGAAAAUUACAGACCAAUAUCUUUGAUGAAUAUAGAUGCAAAAAAUAUCAACAAAAUAUUAGCAAACCAAAUCCUACAACAUAUGAAAAAAGAUCAUACACCACAACCAAGUGGGAUUCAUCCCAAGUUCACAAGGAUGGUUCAACAUACACAAAUCAAUGUGAUAUACCACAUAAACAAAAGACAAAAACUACAUGAUCAUCUCAACAGAUGCAGAAAAAGCAUUUGACAAAAUUCAACAUCCAUUCAUGAUAAAAAAAAAAAAACUCUUACCAAAGUGAGUAUAGAGGGAACUUACCUCAACAUAAUAAAAACUAUUUAUGACAAACCCACAGUCAAUAUAAUACUCAAUGGUGAAAAGCUGAAAGCCUUCCCACUAAAAUCUGGAACAAGACAAGGAUGUCCACUCUCACCUCUUCUAUUCAACAUAGUAUAGGAAGUCCUAGACCCAGCAAUCAGACAAGAAAAAGAAAUAAAAGGUAUCCAAAUUGGCAGCAAAAAGGUAAAACUGUCAUUUUAUGCAGAUGAUGUGAUACUCUAUGUAUAAAACCCUAAAGACUCCACACAAAAACUACUAGAACAGAUAAAUUCAGCAAGGUAGCAGGAUACAAGAUUAACAUACAGAAAUCGGUUGCAUUUCUUUACACCAACAAUGAAAUACCUAUCAGAAAGGGAACAUAAAAAGAAAAAGAAAAAAACCUUUUAAAGUUGCACCCUGCCCCAAAAUAAAAUGCUUAGGAAUAAACUUGAUCAAGGAGGUAAAAGACUUAUAUGCUGAGAACUAUAAAACAUUAAUAAAAAUUGAAGAUGAUUCAAAGAAAUGGAAAGAUAUCCCCUACUCUUGGAUUGAAAGAAUAGUGUUAAAAUGGCCAUACUACCCAAAGCAAUCUAUAGAUUUAAUGUGAUCCCUAUCAAAUUACCCAUGACAUUUUUCACAGAACUAGACCAAAUAAUCCUAAAAUUCAUAUGGAACCAUAAAAGACCAAGAAUUGCCAAAGCAAUCCUGAAGAAAAAGAACAAAGCAGGAGGCAUAACCCUCCCACACUCCAGACAAUACUACAAAGCUACAGUAACUGAAACAGCAUGGUAUUGGCACAGAAACAGACAUAUGGAUCAAUGGAACAGAAUAUAGAGCCCAGAAAUAAACCCACACCCUUAUGGUCAAUUAAUCUUCAACAAAGGAGGCAAGAAUAUACAAUGGGAUAAAGUCUCUUCAGCAAGUGGUGUUGGGAAAGUUGGACAGCUGCAUGUAAAUCAAUGAAGUUAGAACACACCCUCUCACCAUACACGAAAAUAAAGUCAAAAUGGCUUAAAGACUUAAACAUAAGAUAUGACACCAUAAAACUUGUAGAAGAGAUCACAGGCAAAACAUUCUCUGAUAUAAAUCAUACCAAUGUCUUCUUAGGUCAGUCUCCCACAGCAGUAAAACAAAAAUAAACAAAUGGGACCUAAUCAAACUUACAAGCUUUUGCACAGCAAAGGAAACCAUAAACAAAAUGAAGGGACAACCUAUGGAAUAGGAGAAAAAUCUGCAAACAAUGCAACCAACCCGGGCUUAAUUUCCAAAAUAUACAAACAGCUCAUACAACUCAACAACAACAACAAAAAACAACCCAACUGAAAAGUGGGCAGAAGACCUAAAUAAACAUUUCUCCAAAGAAGACAUAAACAGGUGGCCAACAGGCAAUGAAAAGAUGCUCAACAUUGCUAAUUAUUAGAGAAAUACAAAUCAAAGCUACAAUAAGGUAUCACCUCACACCAGUCAGAAUGACCAUCAUUAAAAAGUCUACAAAUUAUGAAUGCUAGAGAGAGUGUAGAGAAGAGGGAACUGUCCUACACUGUUGGUGGGAAUGUAAGUUGGUGCAGCCACUGUGGAAAACAGUAUGGAGGUUCCACAGAAAACUAAAAAUAAAAUUAUCAUAUGAUCCAGCAAUCCCACUCCUGGGCAUAUAUCCAGACAAAACUAUAAUUCAAAAAGAUACAUGCACCCAUAUGUUCAUAGGAGCACUAUUCACAAUAGCCAAGACAUGGCAACAACCUAAAUGUCCAUCAACAGAUGAAAGGAUAAAGAAGAUGCGGUGCAUACAUACAAUGGACUACUACUCAGCCAUAGAAAAGAACGAAAUAAUGCCAUUUGCAGAGAUUAUCAUAUUAAGUGAAGUUAAGUCAGAAAGAGAAAGACAGAUACCAUAUGAUAUCACCUAUAUGUGGAAUCUAAAAUAUGACACAAAUGAACUUAUCUAUGAAACAGAAACAGAAUCAGGGACAUAGAGAAUAGACUGGUGGUUGCCAAGGGGGCAGAGAGUAGGGGAGGGGUGGAUUGGGAGUUUGGGAUUAGCAGAUGCAAACUAUUAUAUAUGGGAUGGAUAAACAGCAAGGUCCUACUGUAUAGCACAGGGAACUAUAUUCAGUAACCUGUGAUAAACCAUAAUGCAAAAGAAUAUGAAAAAGAAUGUAUAUAUUUGUAUAACUGAGUCACUUUGCUGUACAGCAGUAAUUAACACAACAUUGUAAUUCAACUAUACUUCAAUAAAAAAUAAAUUAAAAAUAAAAUAA
This is a messenger RNA of Hippopotamus amphibius kiboko, 8288 nucleotides long. RefSeq names its product dynein cytoplasmic 2 light intermediate chain 1 (gene DYNC2LI1). Gene Ontology annotation, molecular function: dynein heavy chain binding. The record is from RefSeq and is a predicted model, not a curated record. Gene Ontology annotation, biological process: intraciliary transport involved in cilium assembly; intraciliary retrograde transport. Gene Ontology annotation, cellular component: axoneme; ciliary basal body; cytoplasmic dynein complex. The coding region runs from base 110 to 1165 and encodes 351 amino acids. The transcript is spliced from 14 exons. NCBI's taxonomy places the organism in Eukaryota, Metazoa, Chordata, Mammalia, Artiodactyla, Hippopotamidae.